UUGGGGGAUCCUCUGGAGGGCUUUUUUGUUCGUCUCUUUUUUUAUUGGUACCCUAUUUGUGAUCAUCCCCGAUUUUCCUCACACACUUACAAUGCAGAUAGCUAGUUUGAAGGGAUAGCUGGUUGUUUUUUAAAUCUAGACAAGUUAGCUAUGUGCUACAUCAAGUUUGACGUUUAUCUCAAGCCAAUUCGUAGACAAAUAUAUCAAAAGUUUGGGCCUGUAAUCAUUGGACAAUAAAGCGUUAGAACUGAUAGUUUUGCUCAAAAUUAUUUCUAGCACCUUUUCGCUAUGUUGUUAGAAGGAAAACAAGCCAGCCCUAGUGUUUUCACGUCUCUAACGGACUCAUCUGACGAACCGAUCCGAGCUGCUGUUCCCCCCUCUGUGGAGCUCGGACUUACCGUUGUGUACACUGUUCUUUAUUCGCUCCUGUUUCUUUUUGUUUAUUUACAACUUUGGUUAAUUUUGCACUACGGACAUAAACGCUUCAGCUAUCAAAGUGUGUUCCUUUUUCUGUGUUUGCUGUGGUCAGCGCUGAGAACAACGUUAUUUUCUUUUUACUUCAAGAACGUUGUCCAAGCCAACCAACUGCAGCCUUUGCCUUUCUGGCUUUUAUACUGUUUUCCAGUAUGCCUGCAAUUCUUCACAUUAUGUCUGCUGAAUCUUUAUUUUGCACAGGUAAUGUUUAAAGCCAAAGCUAAAUACUCCCCAGAGCUCAACAAAUACAAGGUGCCAAUGCGACUGGCCUUCCUCUUCGCCAGCCUGUUCUUCUUGGUGGUGAAUGUGACCUGCGCCAUGCUGAUACAGAGGGGCACGGACGAGGCCCUGAGCAAACACGUGGUGCUGGUUCGAGUCCUCAUCAACGACAGCCUCUUCGUGCUCUGCGCCGUCUCUCUCGCCGUCUGUAUCUUCAAGAUAGCCAAGAUGUCUUCUGCUAACGUCUACCUGGAGUCAAAAGGGACUUCUGUGUGUCAGGCCACAGCCAUCGGUGCUGCUGUCAUUCUGCUUUACACGUCCAGAGCCUGCUAUAACCUAGUGGUCGUGUCCCUCUCCCCCGAAGACAGGCCCAGUCCGUUCAACUACGGCUGGUACAACGUCUCAGACCAGGCCGAUGUGGAGAAGAUCUGCGGGGAGGCGUAUAUUGUUUUCGGGAUCAUCCUGUUUUUCUGGGAGCUGUUACCCACCAGUCUGGUCGUGGUUUUCUUCAGGGUGCAACGGCCCAAUCAGAACCUGGCACCAGGGGGCAUGAUCAACAGCCAUAGCUUCAGUUCCAGGGCAUAUUUCUUUGACAACCCUCGACGCUAUGACAGCGACGAUGACCUGUCCAGGAGCAUCAGCUCCAGAGGAGAGAGGGGCAGCAGUAUCCUGUCCACUACACCUCAGCCUGGCCCCAGCUGGUACGGCUCCAUCCAAAGGAACGGGAGCCUGACUGGAGUUCCUCACCUGCUCAACGGCCCACCUGUGUCGACCGCCCCCCUGAUCCUCGCCUACGGCAACAUUCAGACCAACCAGCAUCACAACUACUACUCCACGCCCCAGAAUUACUACUCCACCUCCCAGACACACUACUCCACGCCCCAGAACUGAGCUGUCUCUCUCUCUCGGCUUCCCGCGUAGAUUAUUCCCUGAGCUUUUUCCGCUCGGGGCAAGGCCGGGUCGGGCUUUUCCGAGGGAUCUUUCAGGACUCUGCGAGCGAUACCGCGUGGUCGCGCUCCCUUCAUUCCGAGUAGUCGCCCACCUUCAGAGCUAGCCGUAGCCAUGGCGAUUUCUGUGGGUGGCUGGAAUUCAAAAGGGACUGUAACAGGGGCUGAUCAGAGGUCAAGUGGUGGUUUGCUAAAUGAUAUUCUUUACUUCAGUGUUGUUGCUUUCGCCUAUAUAUCUAUAUGUUCCUGGAUAGACACUCUACCCUGCUGGAAGAAAGUAGUUUUUUGUUUUUUUGUGUUUUUUUUUUAUAUUUUUGCCUGUACUGAAACAAUGCUUAUU
Molecule: messenger RNA, 1980 nt
Organism: Chanos chanos (milkfish)
Lineage: Eukaryota; Metazoa; Chordata; Actinopteri; Gonorynchiformes; Chanidae
Gene: gpr137c
Product: G protein-coupled receptor 137c
Exons: 7
Coding region: 289-1584 (431 amino acids)
Biological process (GO): positive regulation of TORC1 signaling
Cellular component (GO): lysosomal membrane
Source: RefSeq, a predicted model, not a curated record